AUAAAAUCUACCAACCAGUUUUAAGCCCUAAAACCCUCCCCGCUCUCGGACUUAAAUCUCAAUCUGCGCGCGAAGAGAGAUCGUCGCUAAAUUUCUGCUAUUUUAUCUUCUUUACUGGCAUUCAAUGGCUUCACAAUGUUACUUCAAGCUGCGAAACCCUAAUCACCAAAGCGAUUUCAGCCAGGGUUGUCUAAUUUACGAAGAUUUCAAUGGCGGAAGGAUGUUGUCUCGUGGGAGCCAAUAGGGAAGUGAUAAAUCCAUUCACUCUUUUCGUCUCUACGACUCAGCUCUAUCUCGUCCUCAGCGAAGCAUUCUAGUCUUUCCAAGCCUCCGAGAUGCCCAUCUAUAAAAUCAGGGGAAUUAAUGUGGAUUUCCCUUAUGAAGCUUAUGAUUGUCAACUUGUAUACAUGGAAAAGGUCAUACAAUCUUUGCAGGAGGGUUGUAAUGCUUUGUUGGAGAGUCCUACAGGAACAGGGAAAACUCUUUGCUUACUAUGUGCCACGCUAGCCUGGAGAAAGACGUUGGGCAACUUUUCACUGAAGGUAGAUGAAGCCAAAAGCUGUUUUUCUGGUAGCCAACCGCCUGAUAGUCAAUCAACACAAAGUCCAAAAUCAGAAUUUCCUGUCAUUAUUUAUAGUUCUCGCACUCAUAGCCAGUUGAAGCAAGUCAUACGGGAACUAAAAGCAACCAAUUACAGGCCUCGAAUGGGGAUAUUAGGUUCUCGGGAGCAAAUGUGCAUUCAUGAUGACGUGAGGCAGCUUCGUGGUAGAACGCAAAAUGUUGCUUGCCACACCAUUUGCAAAAAGCGGAAGUGUCGACAUCACCUUAAUGUGACUGAGUUCAUGAAAAAUCGUCAAGAUAUUGGCAAUGAUCCUUUCGACAUAGAGGAUCUGGUUAAGAUUGGGAGGACAAAAGAUGCAUGCCCCUACUACAUAAGCCGCGAGCUUCACAAGGCUGUUGAUAUUUUGUUUGCACCAUAUAACUAUCUCAUUGAUCCUGGAAACCGAAGUUCUUUAUCCGGCAUCUCAUGGAGCAAUGCUGUGCUUAUUUUUGAUGAAGCUCACAACCUGGAUAGCAUAUGCGCUGAUGCAGCUUCAUUUGACUUGCCCUCCAGUUAUCUGACUGUUUGUAUAACCGAAGCAAAAGAAUGCAUUGACCUUUGUAUCGAGAAGAGGGCACUUGAAAGAGCAGCUGAUAAACGAUAUGAUCCGGAAACCUAUUCUAUUCUCAGAGGUCUUCUACUAAAGCUUGAGAAACGAAUUGCUGAAAUUCCAAUUGAAUCCAAAGAGCUUGGCUUUACUCGACCUGGACACUAUAUCUAUGAGUUCCUCUCUGAUUUGAACAUUACAGAUAAGACAUCAAAUAUGCUAAUUGAUACAAUUGAAAAUGCUUCUUUACUUCUUGAGGAAGGCAAUACAUCUCAGGAUGGAAGGCAAAGACAACCUAACACAGCUUGCAGAUUAGAGAUCAUCGGAAACAUCCUUAAAAUUGUAUUCAGGGAUGGUGGUAAAAGCCAUGCCAGCUUUUAUCGUUUCCAUGUGCAGGAGUCACAAUCAAUUACUUCAGAUUCCCUGAAAGGUAAACUUUCCCGGUCGCUUAGCUGGUGGUGUUUCAACCCUGGACUCGCAAUGAAAGAAUUUGUGAAAUUGGGUGUGCGCUCAAUUAUAUUGACAUCUGGAACGUUAUCUCCUCUUGAAUCAUGUGCCCAAGAAAUGAACUUGGGAUUUCCAGUGAGGUUAGAGAAUCCUCAUGUUGUAUCACCAGAUCAGGUCUGGGUUGGAGUUGUACAAAGUGGCCCAUCUGGUUAUUCACUUAAUUCCUCCUAUCGCACUCGUGAUUCUUUAGAGUAUAAGCAGGAGCUUGGCAACACCAUUGUGAAUUUUUCUAAAAUUGUGCCUGCUGGAUUACUCGUCUUCUUUCCCUCAUACUAUCUUAUGGAUCAAUGCAUUGAAUGUUGGAAGAAUAUGAGCCAUGCGAGGUCGAGUGAAUGCAUUACAAUAUGGGAAAGAAUCUGCAAAAAUAAACAACCUGUCAUAGAACCCAAGCAGUCGGCACUUUUUCCGAAUGCUAUCGAGGAUUUUGAAGCAAAGCUGCAUGACAAGACUAUGUCGGGGGCAAUAUUUUUUGCAGUUUGUCGUGGCAAAGUUAGUGAGGGUCUUGAUUUUGCUGAUCAAACAGGGAGAGGAGUUGUGAUCACUGGAAUGCCUUUUUCGAUGAAGACUGAUCCCAAGAUUCGCCUCAAACGCGAGUACUUGGAUCAGCAAGCCAUAGCAAGGAAGAAAGACUCUAAAGAUGCUCUGACUGGUGAGCAGUGGUACGUGCAGCAGGCAGUGAGGGCUGUGAAUCAAGCUAUUGGUCGUGUUAUCAGACAUCGCCAUGAUUAUGGAGCUAUAGUUCUUUGCGAUGAAAGGUGCCACCAUAAUGUUUGCUCAGCAAAACUAUCAGUGCCAAAUGUCAUAUUGGCUCCGGCCAUACGUCAAGUGCUACCCGAGGUUUGGAGAUGUAGUUUUUAAGAUGAUUAGAUUUUUUCGUGAGAAAGAAUUUUCUAUUCUUCAGAAGCCAAAGUUAACUGAAAGCCUCGUCACAGAGAAGAUUAAGGUGGAAGAGCAACCAAUAUCCGCAUCUGAUUUCUUCAGCUGCUUG
This is a messenger RNA of Phalaenopsis equestris, 2643 nucleotides long. RefSeq names its product regulator of telomere elongation helicase 1. Lineage: Eukaryota; Viridiplantae; Streptophyta; Magnoliopsida; Asparagales; Orchidaceae. The transcript has 20 exons. Gene Ontology annotation, cellular component: nucleus. The record is from RefSeq and is a predicted model, not a curated record. Gene Ontology annotation, molecular function: ATP binding; DNA helicase activity; DNA polymerase binding. Bases 336 to 2513 code for a protein of 725 amino acids. Gene Ontology annotation, biological process: regulation of double-strand break repair via homologous recombination; negative regulation of DNA recombination; negative regulation of t-circle formation.